AUGAUUAUUGAUCUGUCCGAUUUGGACAAGCCAGUGAACGCCUCACAGCUCAUCCAUCAGGUACUUCAUGACGCUUUCCUGGCCGCAGAUCUUGGAAACUACACAGAAGCCGUCAAUUUGCUCGAUAAACCGCCUGCAUGGCAAACGUGGGGAAUCGGUUUCGCAAUUGUAUCGGGAUGCAGUUUCUCAGCUCCUCUCGGGAUUCUUCUGCUUCCUUGUUUAUCAAAAUCACUUUAUGAGAGAAUCAUGACAUUUCUUGUUGCUGUUGGCAUUGGUGCAUUAUCUGGGUCAACUAUUUUCAUUAUGCUUCCACAAGCAUUUCAUCUGACAUCAUUCGAGCAUUUCGAAUAUCAUACAAAAUCCCUGAUCAUUCUUUGCGCACUCUAUGCAUUUUUCACUGUUGAUCGAAUGUUACAGUAUAUUUUGGAAUUCAGGAGACGUCGUCAAACGAAACGAAGGAUUCAUGCAUCAACAAUCGCUUCAUUAAUGAACACCCCAACUGCUAAAAGAAGAGAAAACGGUCACAAUGUGACGGAAGAAACGAUAGUGCCAUCGGAACCACCGACGCUCACUCAUUUGCAAGUCCCUGAUCUUCAUAAUCAUCACAGAUUUCGACGAGAGUCGGAACUAUCAGAUGUUGAGAGGACAGAGCAACAAGAAAAAGAGAUGGCUGAAUUAGCAAAUGAUUUGGAAAUGGCAUUGACAAAUAACGUGCUGGCUAGAACGUUUUCCACACGUCGUAGAGUUGCUGUUGUGAGUGGAGGACUUGAUGAUAUUGAAUUCAGAAGUCCCAAACACUCCCAUCACACUAAUGGAAACACUUCUCAAUUUCUGGAUGUUAUCAAUAACGAAUUCCAUAGAAGGAUGACUCCUUUAUCAUCUCGACCUGGUAGUCCCGUUGCUAUAAACAUUGAAGAGCCAAAGGAAAGCUACGAAAUGAAACCGAAAUCUGAAAAACUUCCAAAUGGCGCUCAGGACGAUGGCGAUGCAAUGUCAGUUUCUAUCCGAGUAGUUGAAAAGAAAGUGAUCGAACCAGCAGCAAUGGAAGUGGCCUCAGUCGCCUACAUGAUCAUUUUUGGAUCUUCAGCGAAUAAUUUUGUGGAUGGGAUGAGCAUGGGAGCGGCAUUUUCUGAUAAUCUAUUACGUGGGCUCAGUAUUGGAGUUGCUGUGGUAUCGCAACAGUUUCCACAAGAACUCGGAACACUUGCGAUUCUAAUUAAAUCAGGAUUAGGACUCAAAAAGACACUUCUAUUCAAUAUGGUUCCGAUUGUUUUAAGUUUUCUCGGAUUCUCUGUUGGCGUGAUGUUGGAUAGUGUGGAUGAUUCAUAUGACGAAUACAUCUUUGCCAUUUCUUCUGGCAUGUAUAUGUACAUUUUCUUAGGAACUUUGAUUCCCGAAGUUCGAGAGUCGACGAAUGAAUUAAUCAAGGAAAAUUUUGCGGAGAGUAUAUUGGUUUCAAUUCUACAGGCAGGUGGCAUUCUUUUUGGAACCACUUUUAUGUAUUUCAUGAGUCGGGUGAACUCUGUUGAUUUUUAA
Caenorhabditis briggsae is the source of this 1536-nucleotide messenger RNA. RefSeq names its product Protein CBR-TAG-140 (gene Cbr-tag-140). Gene Ontology annotation, cellular component: membrane. The transcript is spliced from 6 exons. Gene Ontology annotation, biological process: intracellular zinc ion homeostasis; zinc ion import across plasma membrane. Gene Ontology annotation, molecular function: zinc ion transmembrane transporter activity. The record is from RefSeq and is a predicted model, not a curated record. Bases 1 to 1536 code for a protein of 511 amino acids. Lineage: Eukaryota; Metazoa; Nematoda; Chromadorea; Rhabditida; Rhabditidae.